Maniola jurtina (meadow brown) is the source of this 2509-nucleotide messenger RNA. Its product is annotated as arrestin homolog. Gene Ontology annotation, biological process: signal transduction; G protein-coupled receptor internalization. NCBI's taxonomy places the organism in Eukaryota, Metazoa, Arthropoda, Insecta, Lepidoptera, Nymphalidae. Gene Ontology annotation, molecular function: G protein-coupled receptor binding. The transcript has 11 exons. Gene Ontology annotation, cellular component: cytoplasm. The coding region runs from base 304 to 1851 and encodes 515 amino acids. The record is from RefSeq and is a predicted model, not a curated record.
UCGAAGUGAGCGAACGUAUUUUCCCGCCGAAACUAAAUAUAAUGAAAAACAUGAGGAACACCUAUCGACGUGAAUCACUAGUGAUUUAACUGUCGAAAAUAAACUAAGACUUUCGUAAAAAAAGUGGUUUAAUUUUUUUUUUCGCGGAAAACUUUCGUGUACUUAAACUUUUUUUUUUGUUGCCUGUGAAGAGACGGCUUCUGUAGUGUUGAGUCUGUGAGAGUGUGGUGGAAAUUAAAAAUAGAAGAUUAGAAAAUCGAUUUAAAGUUUUGAAUAUAGAGAAAAUCGUCUUCGGACCCCGAAAUGACUACAGACAGUGCACUCAAUUCUCAGCGGGUAUUCAAGAAGUCAUCGCCGAACAACAAGCUGACACUAUAUCUUGCAUCUCGAGAUCUCGUGGUGGAAAAUGGCUGCAUUGACAAGAUCCAGGGAGUCCUGCACGUGGACGCCGAGAGCUUGGAGAAUAAGAAGCUGUUUGGACAAGUUACCUUGACAUUUAGGUACGGUCGAGAAGAUGAAGAAGUGAUGGGUCUCAAAUUCUGCAACGAAGCAAUCAUGAGCCUGGCACAAAUAUGGCCUGAGCAUUGCAACCUUGAGAGGGAGCCCAACACUCCGCUACAGGAUGCUCUUAUCAAGAGGCUGGGUGCGAAUGCUUUCCCCUUCCAUUUGGAGCUCACACCAAUAGCGCCACCCAGUGUACAGUUGGUACCAGCGAAGCAGUACCAUGGAGCACCUAUCGGCACUUCGUAUGAUGUGCGGGCAUAUAUUGCGGAACGAGCAGACGAGAAGGUGUCUCGUCGCAACACAGUGCGGAUGGGCAUCAGGGUGCUCCAGGGUCCAGGGAAGGUAGCAACUCUACCGCUGGUGCUGCCACCGAACUCGCCACAUCGCUCCUUGAGCGCUUUGGCACAUCACAAUGUUCUCCGGCUGAAAAAUAAAGCCAAAUUGGAGGCAGACGAGAAUUGCCGCGCUAAAGGGGAGGAAAUUGAAAACCUGGAGUCUGCAGCGCCUCGGGCUACCGUUGAAAAGCCGUUCCUUUUAUCUGAUGGCAGAGUGGAGCUGGAAGCGUGGCUGGACAAGGCCACCUACUCGCACGGGGAAUCGAUACUUGUUAGCGUCCUCAUAUCGAACCAUUCCUCCAAAACUGUGAGAAGAAUAAAGACGCUAGUGGUCCAGCACGUCGACGUGUGUAUGUUCUCCAAUGGAAAGUUCAAGAACGUGGUGGCCUUAGUGAAAGGGACGGGCACACCCGUCCUCCCGGGUCAAAUUCUCACGGACACCUACACACUCACCCCUCACAAAGGUGUCACUAAAAAUUGGAUAGCAUUAGAAGAUUCCUACUCCAAAUCGGGAGCAAGUCUCGCUUCAACAGUUGUAUGCAGUACUGAAUCACCUGAUGAUCGCAAUGUCUUUGCCAUCUACGUAUCAUACUACGUCAAAAUUAAACUCACACUAAGCGCUAUGGGUGGAGACGUUUCAGUCAAACUGCCUUUCAUUUUAACACAUUCUUGUAUCAACGAAGCGCCUACAGAUAGCGUUACCGAAGAAGCAACCCAUAAGAUAAUUUUAGAAGCCAAAGAGAACAGCGAAGAAGAAGACAGCAAAGCUGAGAAAGAGACGGAUAAACAGAACAAUAAUGGAACAAAAGGAGAUGAAGCUACAGCGUUCAGUGACGAUGCUGAAGCGAAAUCACCAGAAGAACACAGAUGUGUGGCAGAUGUCUUAGUUAAUAUAGAGAAUAAACUAAGUGACAGACCAAAGAAGUUCGAAGGGCAAACGGAAGUAAGGAAUGCAAAGCCCAAUGAAGAAGAACUGGAUAUGAUUGUGAAAUACCCAGGCACUGAUACGUGAUCCGAUGAACAAAAUGCUGACCAAACUGAGGAAGGUGAAAAGACUGAACACAAAACUGAACAGUCGAACGGUGGUAAUGCCCUGGAUGUAACAUCUUGCAAAACGGAAAUCCAAAACCCAAAAAGUGGUUUUGCGGAGAAUUUAAGAAGAGCAGUUUGCUGUAUAGAUAAAAGACGCCAGUCUUAAUUUUCUAGUCCCUGUAAAUAAAAGAGCUAUCUAAUAUAAUAUCGAAAAGUAUAUUUAAGUACAUAAAUAGAUUUUAUAUUUUCAAUGUUGAAAGAACUAAGUAGGAAAAUCAAACUGUCUAUUAAUGUGUCAAUCAAGUACCAAGUAAGGAACAAUUGUAUAAUGGUGAAUUCUGAUUUUUGUUUUUAGUAUACAGUAGAACAUAUUCUUUAAGUUAAUUAAUAUAAUGGACUAAAAGCCAGUGCGUGCCAGACCUUCGUUAUUUUAUGAAAGCUGAAAGUUUCUCUUCGUAUCGUCCCCAAUACAUGAACGAUCAGCGACCAUGAAGUUUGGAUCAUGGUGGCUUUGGGAGAUCACAGGUAAUAAAGGUGUAAAAAAUCUUAUGUCAAAGUAUAAAGCCUAAUUCCUUUUACACUCUUGAACUUUGAGGGUGUCUGGCAUCGGGUCGCCACGCCACUAAGUGACGGCAAUG